Rhipicephalus sanguineus (brown dog tick) is the source of this 5618-nucleotide messenger RNA. It is a transcript of the gene neur, whose product is annotated as protein neuralized. The transcript is spliced from 12 exons. Gene Ontology annotation, molecular function: ubiquitin protein ligase activity. Bases 196 to 1743 code for a protein of 515 amino acids. Lineage: Eukaryota; Metazoa; Arthropoda; Arachnida; Ixodida; Ixodidae. The record is from RefSeq and is a predicted model, not a curated record.
GCUAAUCUGGCCACUGCUGUGCAACCGCGAUCGUAGUGCGUGAGCUUGCCGACUUGUUUUCCGGCGUAAAUAAUUCGUUCUCGUUGUCACUUCUCUGUACCGUUGUGCAGCGGCCCCCAAAACCGUGCUUUCUUGUUCAACUGGAAUAUGUAGUACAGCCUUGGCGAGAACAACUCGUCUCGAUGCGUCAGUGACAUGGGCAACACCAACGCGACACAGUUGUCACAGACUCCUCUUGGAACAGCUGGUGCAACAUCCUUCAGCAGUGGCCAGCCAAUGGGCUUUCACGAAGUGCACGGCGAGAACGUGCGCCUGGAGCAAGGUGGCAAAGUGGCACGCCGAGCUGAGAGCUUCUGCAAGGCCAUCGUCUUCAGCUCCCGGCCCGUGCAGGUUAACGAGAGAGUGGUAUUGCGCAUCACGGAGCUCUCCAAUGGUUGGAGCGGGGCACUCAGGCUCGGCUUCACAUCCCAUGACCCUGUCACCCUACAGGGAACCCUACCAAAAUAUGCUUGCCCGGAUUUGACCAACAGGCCAGGUAACUGGGCCAAGGCGUUAGGUGAAAGGUAUGCCCUGGAGAACACUUUGCUGCAUUACUAUGUGAACAACGCUGGUGAAGUGUUCUUCGGCAUCAAUGGUGAGGAGAAGGGGCUUUUCCUGAAUGGCGUUGACGUCAGAGGGCCUCUAUGGGCACUGAUCGACAUCUAUGGAAACACUACAGCCAUCAAGAUGGUCGAGGACGAGCAGUUAUUGAACAACCGAAAUGAAAUGAUUCGAAAUGUCACCCUCAACACUGGCGGUGUGGAGGACCUGAUUCGACAAAUGGAGGAAUUUGGUGCUGCGAGGGAGACAACAGGGCUGGCUCCAGUGAUUGCUGAGGCGUCAGGAUCGGAGUCGCUUGAUGGCACGCCGUUGCAGUCUCCACCUCACCGCCGUCCCACGACCAUGCACGCCCCUAUCGGCACGAGCUGGCAGCGUCUGAUGUUUCACAGUGUGCUGGGCCCAAACACUAGGCUAGAUCCGAUGGACAAACUAGUGGCGGAACGUUGUGACAUCGGAGAACAGCGCGCGUUCGUGUUCGCAUCGCGCACGCUCUGUCCGAACGAACGGCUCACGGUUAAGGUGACAGGCAUGGAUCAGCUGCUAUCUGGUUCUCUGGCCUUCGGCCUGACGACGUGCAAUCCGGCAUCUCUCGCACACACUGCCCCUGAACUCCCCGCCGACCUGGAUGCACUUCUGGACCGGCCAGAGUACUGGGUCUUCCAGAAAGACAUUCCCUGCUUACUCAACGACGAACUCACCUUUGUCACUGGGGAUGACGGAAGGGUUCAGUACUCGCAAAACAACGGACCGUUCAAAACAAUAAUGUACGUGGACGGCACACAACAGUUCUAUCCGUUUUUCGACAUUGCCGGCCGGGUAACAAGGAUCAGGCUUGUUGGGAGCAAGCGAGGAUCACCUGUAACUGAGAUAGAGCAAAGCCCGGAGCAGCCCACCAUCGAGAAGAGCACCACAAAAGCACCAAAAAAACCAGUUGGGAGUUCGAAAAAUUGGACAUUGACUGUACUGAAGGAAUCUGACGAUGACUGCCGAAUAUGCUUCGAGAAGUCAAUCGACAGCGUGCUUGUGAAGUGUGGCCACUCGCUCACUUGCCACGACUGUGGCCUGAAGCUCCUGAGGGAAGCUCCUCAGUGCCCCGUCUGUCGACAGCACAUACAAGAAGUCAUCCGCAUCUACAAAGCCUAAGCUAGCCAGUGAUAGUCGCCUGACUGCCUGCGUAUCACUUGGCCAACUGUGAACUGAGGCGUGGGGGUGUAGCGUGCGAAGCAAAUGUGCCGUUUUAGCAGCAUAUGGUCAAUGAAUUAACUCUGGCUCACGGGAAACAGAAACCGAGCGAAAAGAAGAAGCCCAGGAGAUUCCUGCGCAAGUUCUUCACGAGUAGAUCACAGCGUUGGGCCCAUCUGAUGCCUGGAUAUUUGUACCGUUAACGAAAUUUUCAACCUUCUGAACCAUGGUUCUGUCGCGCAUCUAUAAUAGUCGUCCGUGGGUGCCAUUAUUUCCGAGCACUGCAUGCUUGCGGCGCGGCAGCUUUUAGUGUUACCAACACAAAUGUUUAGCUGCGCUGCUCAUUACCUAUGGAAACUACAGUGUAUAAUUAGAAUUUCUGCUGAGAGACAGGAGGUAUGCUCCUGAAUGAAGCAGGGAAAAUUUUUUAGUCUUCGUACCUCGUGUAAAAACAACAAACUUGUGUUGCGUAUGUUUACAGUGGCAGAAAAUUUUUAUGCAACGCUGUCAAUUUCAAAACAAAUACCUCCAAAGAACGUCCUCCUGCUCCACGUGUCUAGUUUCGCACUGGGGUCCUUGCGAAUAAAAAUACAAAAGCGUACUGAUGCGUAAAAUCUACCUUUAUAUGCAUUCUCAGUUGUGGGCACUUGUUACGAUGACUCGGUGCCUCGAAUAUAAACAGGUGCAAGUUCUUAACUGGGUGUGUCAGCUUGUCUUCUAAAUGUCUAAAGUUUAUCGCGCCAUGUCUUCAUGACCUUUAGGGCUUUCUACCGUCUACUGCAAUUUUUGCUGAUGUUGGAUGCUUAAAUUGUCACCAUUGUUGUUUGGAGUUGCUUAUUAAGAUGUUGCGUUUAAGUUAGUAUUACAUUCUUUGAUGUAAUUUCUCUGCAAUAAGUUGCUGUGCUCGUUUAUUUACUCUUAGUACUGCUGCAAUGCUACUAUAUGAGCCAGCACGAAGGCCCAUUAGUAGAGAUACAAUAUAUUAAUGGUAAAAAGUGUAAUUUGUCUGACAUAUAACAAUUGUUUUUUUGUCUUGAAUGGAUGUACAAAACUCUACAAAAUGCUGCAAAAAAUUUGCAUGAAAAAGUGUCAUUUGUUUGGUAGCUUAAUGUUUACUAAUCAGAAGCUCAUUAUAAUUUAAUUGAUGCAGACUACAAACUUCUGCGAUGAUAGAGCUUUGUCCUGUACUGUCUUAUCACUGGCGUAUGAUGCCCCCUCUCCCUUUUUCCCCCUUUCAGUGCAUAACAAUAUGUUUACGUACGUCUGAACAGCAUGCUUUAUUCAAUAAAUUUGAUUGCAUUGAUUCUUAACGUAUUAGUGCUUCUCACUAGAAGCAAAAGCUACAUUUGGUAUAACUUAUAGCUGAUAUUGGUAUUGUUGUAUCACUACCAUACCUACUGCCUGACUAAGCACUUUGCUCUGUCUAGAUAUUGUAUGCAGUAAAUAAGAGAUAAAAGUUUAUCUUUUUAUAGUUUUGUUGUUUUCUUGGUUUAAAUUUAGCUUGCAUCAUAUCUGGGGUCUUUCUUCUUUCUUUUUAAAGACUACCAUGCAUUUUUUAUAAAUAAGAGAUUCACCGAUUAAAUGUAACAGAUUUUCUGUACCAAGGCAGUCCAAAUCAUUUAAAUUUCACGACAUUGCCCUGGCAUACCUCAAGGAAAUUUUUAGUGCAAUAUUCAAGAGCAAGGCUUUCCUUUAUUUGGUUGAGAAGUAACCUCCUCUUUUGCCGAAUGAAUCAGAACAAGGUUUUUAAAAGAAUACCAUGCUAGCACUGUAAGGUGAUCAUGGUUGCCUCUUAGUCCUCUCUGACACUGUCCAAAUUGCAUUGCCUCCGAGAUUUUGCAAUGCGGUGAACCAGUCUCGGUGGCUAUGCCAGUAAUGAAGCUGAGCGUGAUGAUUGGUGGAGUAGUAAAUAACACCGCUCCACGUUAGACAGCAGUUCAGCUUUGAAAGCAGUCAGAGCCACAGAAAGGAGCAGACUGUUAUUGAAGGCUUGACUGGUAAUAAAUAUUCUUUUCAGUAAUUUUCCUUGUACUAAGUGCAUUGGCAAGAGUUUAAGUUGUAAGGGAUUCAUUAGGUCACGCAAGCAACUUUAUAGUAGACACAUUCCAUGCUCCACUGAAGCUGUUGUAGGGCCUUUAGGAAUCUGAAUGUACUCUUUUUACAUCACUGCUUCAGCUGAAGAAAAAAUAAAAGCAACUUAGAUAUCUUGGCUUGUAACUUUCUGUAUAAUUUAGUUUUGUGGUAUAUAUACAAUCACACUCAAGUUUCUGAAGUACUAUACUCUUUUUGUUUAUGCAGACCAAAAGAGUGUAUUCAUCUUUGGCUCUGUUUGACAUAAUGCGACGUGAAAGCUGUGGGAAGACUUGUAAAAAGUAUAUCGCUAUUUACUGCGUGUUCCUGCAAUGUUCAAAGUCUUUCUUUUUACCAUUUGCCCCACUUUUUUAGGAAUGUUUACUUAUUUUAUCAGCUUUUGCAAUUUCAUUCGUUACGAGGGGGGGUGUAGGCGUGUUUCCUUCAUUAUCAAGGUUUUACCUCAGUCUGUCGCGGAUAUCGCUGUUUACUGCGUGUUCCUGCAAUGUUCAAAGUCUUUCUUUUUUUCGUCUUGUUCCCGUUCCACUCUUGUAUUAUCUGUGUGAUAUGUUCCUACUUUAUGUCCAUAGUUUGGCUUUUUGUUUGUCUGCGAAUUUAUGUUGCAAGAUUUCUCCUGCUUUUUUUAGCAGCAUAUCACGAUCAAAUUAGGUAAUAAAGUACAUCAAACGUUUGGGGGCAAUUGCCAGGUGAGCAUAAGCUGCGUAUGAUACAUGCAGGUUGUGAAAAAGCUCUGCAACUCUGAAUUUCAAGCCAGGUGCUCUAGCGUUGAGGCAAUUGCACUUUUCUCAAACACUAAAUACGAUCAACUGUUUAUUUUUUGUCCUGCUCAUGUGGAAUAUUUAAGCUUCAAAGAAGUAACUGCAUAAAUUUCUAAUAUCCCUCGAAUACCUCAACUCUGUGCUGAUGCCAAUUGUUUGAAAAGCACUUGAAGAAGACAACAUUGUGUGUGACAUUUCUUCUUUAAAAAAUGGUGGUUUAGGUUUGGAACUCCAAGUUCAACUCUCUGGAUACUCGCUGCGAUGACUUCAUUGGGCUCAUGUCCAAGGUUCAGUUGAGAAGUACUCGUUCAACAUUCGUCACUCUGUCUCUAGCGGCAAGCCAUUUCUCUUGACUUUCCUUUGAAAAACAGCUGUCUUUGCUUUGUGCAAAGAGUGCAUUGCUAAGCUUACGUUUCGGAAACUAGAAGAAAUGUAGCUUUAUGCUCCUUUCAUGAGCAUACUCAUUACAGACUGACUAUUCUGGAGUAAAGGUUUGCAUAUUUGUAGAAACAGAACCCUUGUUUUUGAGCGCAUGCUUUGCAGGACUUUGUGGGUCUUCUUUUAUAGACACCAGGUGUUAGCCUGUGCCACAUGUUACUGCUUUUGAAACGGCCUGGCUUCCUGCACAUUGAAUGGCUUUAUGCACUUGCCUUGUGCUAAACUUUCGCAUAACAGCGAUCUUCAGGUACCCAUACAGAGGCUUCUGAUAGCACUUUAGCCGUUGUCACUCUCGUCACAAAAUGCUCAUGCUGGUCAAAAGGAGUGAAACAUUGAAGCAGUCAUUGCUUAAUGUUUGAGUAAAAGCGUUAUGCAAGAAGCAAAUGUUCAGUUGUCACUGCUCGAGUGCAGGCAGGAUGUGCAAGACUCAAUCUUUUUUUUUUUAUUGACUACAAAUUACCUCCUUUUUUCAUUAUGAUAAGGGUGGUAGACAAAGGGCUUGUGAGUUUCUAAAUGAUCUUAGCUUUGUCAAGUCUGAGAAAAGUUGUG